AAAUUAAUUAUUCAAUCCAGUUUCUUGCUUGUUUUGGCUUGGCUUUGGCCCGAUGAUCCUCCCCGCAAUUCCAUAUCAAUUCUGGAUAAUGAAGAAACCAAAGCUUGUUCAAGCAUGUUUCUGAAUUCCUUUGCUAAAAUCUUCCUCCGCCACAUUUCUACCACCAGCAGCACCACAAGGAAGCUCCUGAAAUCCUCAAAAAUCCCCCAAAGGUACCAAAAGUUCGCUGUCCGUGAAGCCCAGAAAGUCCUCACCGAUUACCUUCACGAAACUCGAUGCUUGCCGUUUGUGUUAGCGGAUCAGAUUGCAAAGAACUCCCUCCUUUCCCUCGUUAACCUCAUUGUGAAGGUGGAUUUCUCGGCCUCCACUUUCUCGAGAAAUUUCGAGAAAUACCUCAGGUACAACCCCAUCGAUGAGUUCGAAUUUUUCUUUGAAAGCAUAGGCAUAGACUACAAUAAUGGCGUUUCUGAGUUGUUGCCUCCGAAUAAGGUCUUCUUUUCUGAAGAUGGGUCACUUCUGGAGGCAGCUCGCGCCCUUUCAUUUUUUGGGUUUCCGUGGGAUAAGCUGGGUAACUUGUAUAAGGAAUGUAGUUCCGUGUUCAGGAGAAGUUCCAAAGAGUUGGGGUCUAAACUCUAUGAGUUUAAGAAGCGCGGGUUUGGUAAUGUUGAAGUGGUUGGUAUAUGUCUAGCUUUCCCCAAUAUCUUGGGUAAGGAAGGUGAAGAGGUUGAUGGCGAAAUUGAUGGCCUGUUUACUGAUCUGAAGUCAGUGUUUUUUGAUUUUGAAUUGGCAAGAUAUGUCGAAGGAAAUAUAGAUUCUUGGCAUGAAGUAUGUAGAAAAAUUCGGGUGUUCUAUAAUUUAAAUGGUGAGAAGGGAAAGUUAGGGGAGCUCAUGGGAAGGGCAAAAACCAUCUUUAUUGAAUAUGGAGAAGAUGAGUUGAUUCAAAAGGCAGAGUAUUUCUGUAGAUUUGGUGUCCAAAAAGAGGAAGUAGCACUUUUACUUUUAAAAGCCCCAGAGUUGUUGAAUCUUGAUUUGCAGAUGCCAGUGGUUUCUGUAUCAAAGCUAUUGAAACACUUUGGCUUGAGCCCUAAAAUUCUGGAGGAUGUUAGUAAAAAAUAUGAUCAUGUAUUGGGGACGAACAAGAUGGAUAAUCUGCCUAAUGUAAUGAGAGCUUUGGAUUUACAUGGAUGGUUCUUCAACAAGAUGAAGGAUGGAAAUCAUAACUUGUUAAUAAGUUAUCUUGCAACCCAUCCUAAUGAAGAGAAGGAUAAAGAGUAUCAAGCCGGCUUAACGAUGAUUUGUGCUUCCAGUUCCCGAAAUCAUAUGUUGAGCAAAUUGAAUUUCUUACAUGGCUUGGGCUUUGGAGAAAAUGCUGUAACUAUAGACAUUGCAGCUUACUUGCAUGGCUAUAGUUGGAAGUUACAGAAAAGAUUCUUCAUAUGCUCUGGCAGCUUGUUUUUUGUUUUUCCCUUGUCUGGAUUAUGCUCCAUCAAUGGCGUCCCUAGCACCCCUUGCCCUGAGGGCUCAUGGAGGAAUGUGAAUUGCUGUCUGUGCAAGGCAGCAGCCAGGGUUCAAACUUGUGACAGAGUUGUUAAGAAGGAACUGGGAAUAUCUUAUCUUGCAAGGCUGCGUUUCCGUUUAAAAGAUCCUAAGUGUUAA
Neltuma alba is the source of this 1656-nucleotide messenger RNA. RefSeq names its product transcription termination factor MTEF18, mitochondrial. The coding region runs from base 115 to 1656 and encodes 513 amino acids. The transcript is spliced from 2 exons. Gene Ontology annotation, biological process: regulation of DNA-templated transcription. Gene Ontology annotation, molecular function: double-stranded DNA binding. Lineage: Eukaryota; Viridiplantae; Streptophyta; Magnoliopsida; Fabales; Fabaceae. The record is from RefSeq and is a predicted model, not a curated record.